This is a messenger RNA of Ruditapes philippinarum (Manila clam), 1114 nucleotides long. RefSeq names its product CD5 antigen-like. NCBI's taxonomy places the organism in Eukaryota, Metazoa, Mollusca, Bivalvia, Venerida, Veneridae. Bases 263 to 1114 code for a protein of 283 amino acids. Gene Ontology annotation, cellular component: membrane. The record is from RefSeq and is a predicted model, not a curated record. The transcript is spliced from 4 exons.
ACAGUUAUAUUAUCUUCUGAUAAAACUUAAUAGAAUAUGAUGUGGGCUGUCUUUAGAAGGUGUAUGAUAAUAAUAGUGUAGAGAUACGAGGAAAAACUGAUUACCUGUACCGUAAACACAAUAUAUCUUUAUUUAGUUAAAACAUUUCAGACUUUUUGGUUAACAAGGACAAAUUUAAACUCCAACGUAAUAAUAGUUUAUAAACGGAUAAUUUUGUUCUAGAUUAUAUGCGGACAUUUUCAUAUCAAAUUUUAUUGAAAAAAUGAAAUUCCUUCUCUCUAUACUCAUUAUCAUUAAUAACUUGAUUGUGUUGCUUGCAAACAAUGAUAACUGUAGAGAAAACGAUCUGAAUGCUUUAAUGGUACGUCUGCGUGUACUUCGAACAGAUUUUGCCGACUUGAAAACCAAGCACGAUGAACUGAUCAAUCGUAUCGAUUUAAUAAAUAACACUCAAGCAGGUCUCAAGGAAGCGAAUGAUAACCAAGAAACAGAACUUAAAAAGCUUAAACAAGAAAUCAACAGUACAUCUUCAGAAAUCAACACAGAAAACAGAAAACAAGAUACAGAACUAACCAAACUUAGGCAAGAAAUAGAUGCAAUAAAAGAAGAUUUUGCCGACUUGAAAACCAAGCACGAUGAACUGAUAAAUCGUAUCAAUUCAAUAAAUGCCACUCAAGCAGUUCUCAAGAAAGCAAAUGAUAACCAAGAAACAGAACUUCAAAAGCUUAGACAAGAAAUCAACACAAAAAACAGAAAACAAGAUACAGAACUUACCAAACUUAGGCAAGAAAUAGAUGCAUUUAAAGUUCGAUUGGUUGACGGGUCAAGUCAAUAUGAAGGUAGACUGGAAGUAUGGCAGAAUAGCACUUGGGGGACAGUAUGCGAUGAUGGUUUUGGAACGCAAUCAGCAAAGGUGGCUUGUAAGAUGCUGAAUUAUCCACAUGCUGAUCCUAAAGUAUUCACAGAUGCUUACUUUGGUCGUGGAACAUUACCAACACUAUUAGACGAGGUACAAUGUACGGGAUCUGAAACAAGCUUGUUUCAAUGUCCGCAUAUAGGUCGGAAUGACGAUAAUUGUGGUAACCAUGAAGAUGUUGGUAUAUUAUGUAAAUAA